AUGGACUCCAGUGGUCCUAGGACAUCCCCGCAACCCGUCACCAACGGCGGUGGCGCCGCCCAGGUCGAGCCUCCGCAUGAUCUGUCCCAGGUGUUGCAGGCACUGGAGGCUAUUUACGACUCUCGCUCCUCCAACGACACCCGUAAGGAAGCGACUGCCUAUCUUGACCAGGCGAAGAAACUUCCCGAGGCGCCCUCCCACGGCUUCACGUUGGCAAUCGACAGGGCCCAACCGGCCGCCCUCCGCCACUAUGGCCUGUCUAUGCUCGAAUAUUCGAUAAAGUAUGGCUGGGAAGACUACACCGUUGAACAGGGCGAUGCGUUGCGAGACUACGUGAUACAACUCGCGCAGGGUAUCUCUGAAGAGGACCCGGUCUAUCUGCGGAACAAAGUCGCUCAGCUAUGGACAGAGGUAGCGAAACGCUCCUGGGGCGCCGAGUGGAUGGACAUGGACGAGCGGCUUGUGGGACUGUGGCAGUCGUCGCUCCACCACCAGGCGGUGGUGCUCUACGUGCUCGAAACACUGUCGGAAGAAAUCUUCACCCGUGAAGACCCAACCGCUGUCCUGCGAGGAAAAGAUCUGGGCAGGGCGUGCGUCGAUAUAUUUCUUCCGGCUGCCGUGCUCGCGCAGCACUUGCCUGACCGGGACACCAAUCUAAAUCUCAAAUUUGGUGAAGAUGGCUGGCUGAAGAGACUAUGUGAUCUCCUGAGUUGGUGUUUGGCCAACGACUUCCAGAACAACGAACGCAUCACUACCUGCGCGAUCAAAACGCUGAACACCCUCAAAGCAGCGGUAGCAUGGGUUAUGUUGCCCGGCAUUGCUACGACGCAAAUCAUCGAGCACGUGUGCAAAGCACUUGCGGUGCCCGUGGUCACCAUUCAACAGGUGACGAGCCCACUACCUGAAGCCCUCUCAUCAGACACUAACGUGAUACAUAGGCCGCAGUCGAAGUGCUAUGACAAGGCUUUCGUUGACAUUGUCUGCCCCAUGUUCACCCCCGGAACCGUUUCUCUCCUCCAAGAAGUCUACAGUUGGACGCUAGUAGACAUGGAUGUUCAUGACAUUAAUGAGCAGAAAUAUUCGCUUUGCAAGAAACUCGCUGAGCUUGCUGCUAGUCUAGGGAGCUUUAUAGAACACAAACCGCAGCUCAUUCCCGAAGGCAGUGAUAUUCCUGGGACGCUCAAUUUGUUUUUUGAUAUGCUCCGCAAUCCCAGCUUGGUGGUCUCCAUUCCUGUAUUGCAUUGUUGGACCAAACUUUUGAGAUCGCGCAUAGUCCGAGAGUCUGAGGUUGUGAACCAGAUGAUCGGCGGCCUUCUAGAGACCUGCUGCUCACGGCUGGUUCGCUACGAAGCCUUGCCAGAGGACUCAGAUGACGUUACCUUGCUAUUUCUUAACGAAGACAUUGACACUUUCCCGGAGCGACACGCGUUCCUGGGUAAUUAUCGACGAUAUUGCGAGGAUGUGGUUGAGGUCACCGUGCGGAGGACGCCUAUCGAAGCAAUGCAACACAUCUUCGGGCAGGCUGAUACCCUGUUCCAAAAUCUGUACAACGGAAUUCCGCCCUUUCAAGCCCAAUCUUUUCACAAGCAUUCCACCCCGGUUCUCCGAGUCGACGCACAAGUAACGGUGAUCAACGCUGCCCUUCGUGGAUAUCUCAAAUGGCUAUCCACACAAGGGUCAGAUCCACAAAAAGACGAUCACGACAGGAAUGCCAUGCAGGACGCUAUCGAGCAAUGGUGCAGGCAAUUGAUGAACCGCAGAUUCGAGGAUCCUGAAAUUGCAAGAAAAGUUAUCCAGCUUCUGGUCACGUUUUCUACAAAAGCUCUCCCCGAGAGUUCUGCCUUUGCUCUGAGUCUGUUAGAGUACAUACUCAAUUCCCACCUUCCAGAUAAUCCCGCCACGCCUACAUACUCAGAUGCGGUCAAAGACCUUGAGCGAACAUGCAGUCAAGAGAUGUCGAAGCUCGCUAUGAUGUUUCCAAAUGAGUUCAUGGGUGUGUACGACGAACUGGAGCGUAAGAUCAACAGCAUUCUGUCCGCACAGACGGAUGAUGAUCGACAGCGGAUGGCAUUCUCUGGAUUCUUAUUCAUCAUAUUACAUCGCUCUACCAUCAUUGAUCAGGAGACACGCGAGGUUCGCUUACGGCAUAUGCUAGGAACAGUCAAAGACGCUUGGCAAAAUGACGAGUUUACACAGUCGUUGUCGUCCUUUGGCUCAUUCUGCGAAAUGCUUGGAAUGAGUCGAUUGCCGGACUUUUUCUCAGCUCACAAAUUUCAACGCGUUCUGGAUUGGUCGGCCCAAUCCCUCGAUGGCGAAGGUCAGACGAUGCAGGCCAGCAUCCUCGAACGAUCUCAACGCCUUCCUCUGCGCCUCACGAAGACCUUGUUGGCUGCGUCAACCGAGAAACUAAGAGAUGGUUCUCCAAAUUACGAGACAGCACUUGUCUUGUGGUCUGAAGCCAUACCAUCCAUUUUGCCCAACCUCCUCCAACUCAUUAGCCACGCUCAAGCCUUCAAUAACAUCGAAAAUUGGUCACACUUACCAGAAGAAUUCCAGCUUGUUAUCAAAAAGGUUCUUACGGAUCGCUUUUGGCAGGCGGGCAUUUCCACAGAGAGCAGAGAUGAUUUCUUUGCCCGGGUAAGUGGGUCGAAGUCCACAUUUGAAGGCUUUGCAUCUACCGUUCGGGGCACCGUCCGCCAAAUCCGAGAAAGCUCAUACUACAUCCUUUACUCACUCACCCGCUUUCGCGACUUCUUUUACGGCAUUCCAGAUCUGCCCGCGCCCCUCAGCCAAUCACUAUUUGGCAAUGCUCAUGCACUAUCAGCACAUCAUUUGUCCGUUUUGUUGAGCGUAUCGACACAGCUGAUCGAAGGAUGUCCUGGCCAUCUGAGGGCGCAUUUCUUGCCACCGAUGGUCGCCGGUCUUUUCAGGGAGCUUGAUCGCAAAGUCACUACUGAAUGGGAUGCAAUCAAUAAAGUGAUCAGUGAGUCUGGCCAGAACGACAAUCUCAGUGAUGAGAUGAAGACGGAAAGCAUCCUCCGCCAGCUCACAUAUUCGGCCGUCACAUUGGUCUCGUCGUUGAUGAAUUUUCAGCGACCUGAUUCUCCCACCAGAGAGGGCCAGAAAACCAAAUCCCAGAGCAUGUCGGAAUUCAUUAUGGCUACUCCCGAAGUUCUGGAGCCGAUUUUCUUGUUCUGCAAGAACACCAUUCGUGUCCGUGACACUCGCUGCGUCACCUUGGUGGUACGGGUACUACGAUCAUUGAUCCCCUGGUUUAGAGAGAAGUCUCAAAUCAGAGAUUUCUACUGCAUCGACAUUCUCCAAGCGGCGAUCACCUCUCUCCACGAGCCAUACUUUGUUGACUGCCAAAAGGAGCUUGCCCUUCUCAUCGCGGCCAUAAUUCUUCUUGACGAAGACAUUCCAAGGUCCAUCAUCAUGUCGUUACCAGGAAUGCCCGACAAGACAUAUCGAGUCGACCGAAAACUCAGCCAACUUCGCGGAGCCAACCAAAACACAGCGCUCCAGCGCUCAAUCGUGCUAGAUCUCCUCUCCAGCGUUCGCGGGGUGAGCAUCCACGAGCAAGGCAGGAUUGAGCGACCAAAGCCCCGAAAGUCGACAAUCAAGGAGGAAUACAUGACGGUUGAUCCGACACCCACCAUUGUUCGCGGCACCUCCCCCGGACUUGCUGGUAUUGCGGACAUGUUCGGCCAGGACUGA
Messenger RNA from Mytilinidion resinicola, 3717 nucleotides. Its product is annotated as ARM repeat-containing protein. Gene Ontology annotation, molecular function: RNA binding; nuclear export signal receptor activity. NCBI's taxonomy places the organism in Eukaryota, Fungi, Ascomycota, Dothideomycetes, Mytilinidiales, Mytilinidiaceae. Bases 1 to 3717 code for a protein of 1238 amino acids. The transcript is spliced from 11 exons. Gene Ontology annotation, cellular component: nucleus; RNA nuclear export complex; cytoplasm. The record is from RefSeq and is a predicted model, not a curated record. Gene Ontology annotation, biological process: protein export from nucleus; RNA export from nucleus.